Molecule: messenger RNA, 663 nt
Organism: Pochonia chlamydosporia 170
Lineage: Eukaryota; Fungi; Ascomycota; Sordariomycetes; Hypocreales; Clavicipitaceae
Exons: 1
Coding region: 1-663 (220 amino acids)
Source: RefSeq, a predicted model, not a curated record
AUGACUUCCAAAGACACCAUCCACUCCGCGUGGUACAUCUCUCCCACCCACCAAAACGCCAUCCUCACACACAGCAACACCAUCAAGACCCUCAUCGAACGGCUCCUCGACGUCGUCCCCCCGUCCUACCACCCCGCCAGUCCGAUCAAGCACCUCCGCACAGACACAGGCUUCAUCCUCAACAUGGCGUACAACUUUGGCGGCGAGUCCCUCUCCCCUUUUUCGGCAACACAGCCCUCGAGCAACGGACCCUCUGUUCAGCACAGUCUCCGCUGUUUUCUGCGCUUCUACGCCACGAGCUUCCAUGGCAGACAGAACAUCACAGCCGAGGCUUUGCACUCGCCGGCGGGGGAUAUGGCGUCGUAUAUGGAGGGGCUUGUUGAUGGGUGUUCGCAGGAUCUGGAGAAGCCGUGCGGGGGGAAGUGUGACUUGGCGUGCGGUGCGGUUCGCGAGGUGCAGGGGGAGGCGUUGCUGUAUAGUUGUAAUCUUGUGACGGGGUAUAUUCUGAGUUGUAUGGUGGGGAGUGAGGCGGCGGAGGAGUAUUUUCGGGAGCAGUUUAGGAUGGCGUGGCCGAGGGUGCAGGAGCUGUUGGGGUCGGGGGAGGAUGAUGAGCGGUUGAGGGUGCCGCUGAAGGUUGGGAAGGGGAUUUUGGCGCAUCUGUAG